Paramecium sonneborni is the source of this 609-nucleotide messenger RNA. The record is from the annotation of a GenBank genome assembly. Lineage: Eukaryota; Ciliophora; Oligohymenophorea; Peniculida; Parameciidae.
AUGUCAAUGUAAAGUCCUAAGGAUAUAAUCAAGCUUUAAUUUGAUUAUCAAAAUUUGAUGAGUAGAUAUUAAGGGUUAGAAUAAAUAAGUAAAAAGUAAGCAAAUGAAAUACUCUAAUUAAAAAAGCAAAAUGAAAAUAUUAAAAGUAAUAUAGAAAAUUAAGAAUGUGGAAAAUGUAAAAAAUUGCAGUUUCAAAUUGACUAAUAAAAAUUAGAAAUCAAAGAAUCGAAAAAAGAGAUUCUUUAAUUAUAAAAUACUUUGAAUAUCAAAAAAAUUUUAUUUGAUGAAUUCCGAGAAUCAGUUUAGAACGAGAUGGAGAAUAGGAUUAAGUAAUUUGAAAAUUUAAAUUAAGUAACUCUUGAGCGCUUAGAUAGAGUUCAGAAAGAUAAUUCACUUUUUGAAAUUUUAUUAAGAGAAAGAGAUUUAAGAAUUGAAUAAUUAAACUAGGUUAUAUAUAAUUAAGAAUAAUAAUCAUAAUAGGAGAGUUCAGAAGAUGAUACUUGGAAAAAGAAAUUUAUAAAAAUAAAUAAAGAUUAUCAUAAACUGCUAUCUCAAUACAAUUCUAUAAAAGCAGAUUUGGAUGCUAUGUAGGUGAGUUAAAGUAAAUGA